GCUGUGCCCGGCAUAAAGCCGCAAAUCACAACAAAAUUCUAAACAAAAAAAACAGACGCUGCACACACUCUGACUGUGUGGUUUUCUCAAGUAUGUUUACAUUUAUUUGUGUGCCGCAUAUUUGCAUAAUUUGGCAUUCUGCCGCACACUAUGCAAACGUGAAUCAACACAGUAGUACGGCAUAAACAUUCCACGUGAAGCAGUGCAAUAACAGUAGUAGCUCAAUUCAAUUCCACCCUUCUCAACACAAUGUCGUUGUUUCACUGGACGGAUGGCAACAUCCACACAACGGCACUCACUCCGCGAGAUUAUCAAACCGAGCUGCUGUCCAUGGCUCGAGAGGAAAAUCUCAUCGUGUGCCUGGCCCACAAUUCGGCCAAAGAGUUCCUCGCCGUGAAGCUUAUCCAAUCGAUGCGGUCCGAGCGAUGGGGCAACCCGGGAGCACCACGGAAAACUGUUUACUUAACGCCGCGCGUGGAUCGAACCUUGCUGUCGUCGAUGGUGUCCAACCUUACCGACCUGAAAGUUGCCAAUGUAGGCGCGGAACUCGGUAACGGUGAUUUGCACGAGCCAGAUUGUACGCAUUCGGCAAUAACAACGGAUGUAGCUUCCGCCGACGUAAUAUUCUUUGGCAGCGAUUCUUCGCUAUUGGAAUACAUCGAUCAAGGAACGGUUCAGGUUGAAGAUGUAAGCUUGCUGAUUGUGGAAGAAUGUCACAAAAGCUAUGGUCAUCAGGAGCUGUGGGAAAUCUGCUCCCGGCUCGAUCGAAAUGCGAACCGUAGUCCCAAACACAGUACGAGGAUUCUUGGCCUCGCCGGUCCUUUACAUGGUGCCGGUUGUACGCCGGAAAGGUUGUGCUGGGAGUUGCAUUACCUUGAACGGUGCCUUCGAGCACGCAUCGAAACGGCGAGCGACAUUACCAGCGUUCUUAGAUUCAGCACAAAGCCCACCGAACUCAUACUGGAAUGUGUUCCAGCGCAACCAUCAAAACUUAGUCAGUAUCUUCGACAGCUUGUACAAACCCACAUAUCUUAUCUACAGAACCAUCGGUACGAUCCAUUAGCACUGUACGAUCUGGAAAGUACCGAAAGCUCGAGCGAUAAGCUGGGCGCCGAUGGGAAAUCUGACUGUGAUGAGGAGGCAGACGAUCUACGCCGUGAGCUCAGAUCUAUUCCCGAUCCAACGGUCGCACCCUUAAGCUACCUCCAUCAAUAUCUCGAUCUGUUGACCGAGUUUGGACCCUGGGGUGCGGAUCGAGGUGCACUAGAACUGCUAACAACCAUUGAGCGGGAAAAGAUUCACACACCUUACGAGCGUCACUUUCUACUGCUCCAACUGGUGUCCACCGUGCUGGUAACAACACGGGCCACUGUAGCAUGGGUUUUCACGAAAUACGCAUCCGAGCUGGAACGCAUCAAGCGGUUCUCUACGCCGAAGGUUGGCCGACUGCUCGAGGUGCUGGCAUGGUUUGGCGAGCAACGAAACCGGCCGAAAGAUCGAUGCCAACUGUCCGCUCUUCAUCAUCAUCAGCACCAUCAGCAGCGAAUUCUGUACUGCUUCUGCCGUAACGUCGAAUGUAACGAGCUGGAAAAACAGUACCACUCAUUCGAAGCUCAAAUGUCGGACGUUGACGAAAGGAUCAAACGGUUGGAGGAUUUGCUGAGUAGCGCUCGCAAGCAAACCGAAAAGUUGAGUCAAAAACAUAAAGCUACAGAAACGGCAGCUACCGACGGUGUGAACGGUGUGCAAUCGCCUCGACAUGGACAUGAGGGGCGCGUGAACAAUUUUCGAAGAAAACGUUUCCCCGGCGGUGGCAUGGGUGGUGGACAUUCGCACCACAAGUCUACCGACACGACGGAUGCGCUGUGUGGCUUGAUUUUUUGUAACAAUCGAUCGAUGGCACGCAUUCUGUAUGUGCUACUGUAUGAAAUAUCCCGCUCGCAGCGCGAGUUUGAUUUCAUCAGCCCUCAGUACACGGUCGACAAGGUGGCUAAUCCACAAACCGACGCACAGCAGGCCGCUCUGGAGCAUCGCAAGCAGGAGGAAGUGUUGAAACGCUUCCGGAUGCACGAGUGCAACUUGCUGAUUGGAACGUCCGUGCUUGAGGAAGGUAUCGAACUACCCAAGUGCAAUCUUGUUAUCCGCUGGAACAGCCCGUCAAACUAUCGAUCCUACGCACAGUGUAAAGGUCGAGCGAAAGCACCGGGUGCUUACCAUAUUCUGUUUGUCACACCGGAAUAUGCGGCUCCGGCUCCUGGCGAGCUGGACGAAGAGGAAUCCGUAGCCGAGCUUUCACUGGACGAUGAAGCAUUAACAGUGGAUAAAACAGCAGAUGUGAGGCCAGAACCGGACGAUGAAGUUAUUAAACAAUGUACCGAUGUGAUGAUUGAACGGGUUGCAAUUUAUAGAGAAGUAGAAAAGCUUCUGCUUGCCAAAUGCCGCAAUGGCGAACCACUCGAAUGGGAACUGAAACAUGCCGAGUGCUUCAAUCACUGCCUCGAGGUUUACCGACCAGGGAGCGUUGGUGAAACGAACGGGCCGGUCGCCUCCCUGUGGCUGGGAAAUGCCGUACAAACGCUGAAUAAAUACUGUGCAAAACUGCCCAGCGAUACUUUCACCAAACUCACACCGAUCUGGCGCUGUGCAACGACCGUGCGCAAAGGCCGUAAGCUGUACCAAUACACCAUCCGCUUGCCCAUAAACUCACCCUGGAAGGAAGACAUAUUGGGUUUACCAAUGCCCACGGAAACGUUGGCUCGCCGGUUGGCUGCAUACACGACCUGCCGGAUGCUGCACGCCGCUGGGGAGCUCGAUAAUUCUUUUCAGCCGUACGGCAAAGAAGCGUUCCGUGCCUUCGAGGCUGAUUGGGAAAACUUUGAGCUGGAGGAAACAGAUGCAAUAAUACUCUCCAAAAACAGUGACCCCCGGCCAGGCACAACGAAACGGCGUCAAUACUACUACAAGCGGAUCGCUUCCGUAUUUAAUGACUGUCGGCCGGACGUUGAUACGGUUGCGUACCUAUACCACAUACGCAUGGAGCUAAUUUGUCCCAUUCCGGAGGAACAAAAUACACGCGGACGCAAGAUUUACGCACCGGAAGAUUCUCCCCAAGGGUUCGGAAUUCUAACAAGGAAACUGAUACCGAAGAUAAGCUCCUUUCCCAUCUUUACCCGUUCGGGCGAGGUUAAAGUAUCGCUUGACCUUUGCCCGCAGCGCGUACAGCUAUCCGUGCAGCAGCUGGAAAUGGUAAACUGUUUCGUGAAGUACACCUUUACCAAGGUGCUCCGAUUGCAGAAGAGUCUCAUGCUGUACGAUGCGAACGCAACGGAGAAUUGUUUCUUCAUCGUACCGACCAUCAGCCGUUCCGUGCCGAACGGUGUCGGCAACGAUCCAUCCGCCCAAUCGGACGAAGUAGUAGUGGAUUGGGAGUUUGUGGAGAAAAUUGCCACCAACGUGCAUCGCAGCGGACCAACGUUCAUACCGGACGAGGCGCGCCAGGGGUACACGUUUGAUGUGAGCAAAUUUCGGGACGCCGUUGUAAUGCCCUGGUAUCGCAACCGGGACCAGCCACAGUACUUUUACGUGGCGGAAAUAUGUAACCAUCUGUCGCCCAAGAGCGCCUUCCCCGGGUCCAACUAUGCCACGUUCGAGGAGUACUAUCAUCGCAAGUACAGCAUCCACAUACAAAAUCUGCGCCAACCACUGCUGGACGUGGAUCAUACCAGUGCCAGGUUGAACUUUCUCACACCCCGGUACGUUAAUCGGAAGGGUGUAGCUCUACCGACGAGUUCGGAAGAGACGAAGCGUGCCAAGCGGGAGAAUCUAGAGCAGAAGCAAAUUCUUGUCCCCGAGCUGUGCACGAUUCAUCCGUUUCCCGCCUCACUGUGGCGUGCAGCGGUAUGCUUACCGUGCGUACUGUAUCGCAUCAAUGCACUGCUGCUGGCGGAUGAGAUUCGGUGUCAGGUUGCGCGCGAUUUGCGUCUUGGUUGGGAAAAUGUCGAUGAACUGCAGGGCGGUCAAUUCCAGUGGCCAAUGUUGAGCUUUGGCUGGAACCUAGCGGACGUGCUGCGUAAAACAAAGGAACAGAAAAUAGCUCAAACGGAAGCAAUGGCGGUCGAGCCGGCGGAAGCGCAGAUAGUAUCGGAAGAAAAGGAAGUGGCGAAUGCACAAAAAAAUCUUGAGCAAGAGGCCGACGAAGAGGAUGGUUUGAAGAAGGAAAACGGUGUGAUCGAGGGGAAUGGCGAUGAACAAGCCGGUGCCGGCAAGGAUACGGAAGAAAAAGAGACUGAUGGUGAUGGAGCGCUGCUUGAGAUUGGUACAUGGUCCAAUGAAAUGGCAGCCGGAGUGGGAACCGGCGAAGACAACGAUGAACCAGGCAGAAGAGGUGCAUCAUCGCCAUCCUUCCUUCGGUACGAUUCCGACUGCACCAGCAACAGUAGUGCGAAUUUCUAUUCUUCCGACGAGUAUGACGAGGAUGAAGAUUACUACCUUUUCGAUGGUUCGGAGAAGCCACCUCCACCAACUUUGCAAGCUAUCGAAGGUCCAGAAGCGGCACCACCGAAUACGACCAGCGAGUCGAACAAUAAAACAGGCAAAAAGCUAAACGCAACCCAACAGGACGCAACGUUGAAUUUGGGUGGACGGUUAAAGAUUGAAUUUAAAUCGGAAACCGUAGCCGAAGCGAUCGAUUCCGAGUGUGAUCUGCAGCGUCAGCGAACGCAGCAGAGCAUCAUCCAGCGGUUGCGUCAGAACGAUAUGCUCUAUCAAAGCUCCAAGAACGCGGUGGACGGAUUCUGUUACUCGCCAACGGAUCAGCAGUGUGCCGACGAGCGUCAAACAGCGGAACAAAAAUUCGAGGAGCAAAAAAAUCACACCAAGGACGCCAUCCGACAUCAGGGCACGUUGGUGCGCUGGAACGAACCGCUAUCCGCAUCCCAUUGGCGAUCUAAGCUGGAAGAGGAAGAAAUGGCAACGCUAAGCGCACUGAUGGACGAUCUCGGUGGGCUACCGUUCAUGGAGUUUGUGCCGUUUGUAGAGGCAGAACGUCUGUUCGAUCUUCUCGUACGCAAUGGAAGCAACGGAGAACGGUGGCUCAGGUUGCAGGAUCUAUACCGGCUGAAUGAACCCUUUUUCCCCGAGCAGUACGCGAUUCUUCGGGGUGGUUCACAGUUCGACAACUUUUUGGACGAAAGCGAUGAACGAUCCGCCGAUCCUGCGCAAGCGAAGGUGAUCGAACUCACGGUUCGCGAUCCUUUCCCGGCUAUUGCCGCCGGAGAGACGGCUUGCAACUACAAACCAAAUCAUUCCAUGCGCAAUGGAGCUACCGGAAGCGGAAGCGAGGGCAAUUCCACCGCGACCCUGGUGGAUGCGGAUGACGACAGCUUCAGUUUCGAUUAUCAACCGGACUUGAAUCAACAUCCCGGUCCAAGUCCGGCCAUCAUUUUGCAAGCGCUCACCAUGUCGAACGCGAACGACGGUAUCAAUCUGGAGCGGCUGGAGACGAUUGGCGAUUCCUACCUGAAGUACGCUAUCACGACCUAUCUCUACUGCCGGUACGAUAACGUGCACGAGGGCAAGCUCAGCCAUUUGCGGUCCAAGCAGGUUUCCAAUCUGAAUCUUUACCGAUUGGGGAGAAGGAAGCGAUUGGGCGAUUGCAUGAUUGCGGCCAAAUUUGAACCACACGACAACUGGCUACCGCCCUGCUAUUACGUGCCGAAGGAUCUGGAGCAAACGUUGAUCGAUGCGAAGAUCCCAGCCUGCCAUUGGAAUCUAGCCGAUCUGCCUGAUAUUAAGCGGUUGUCGUGUACGGAAAUAUGUGAGCUCGUCAAGGAGCGUGCUCGUGCGAAACGGAAAGAAGAGCUCGAGCAAACGGCAGACCUUCAAACUAACGAAUGCAACGGCGAGGAGGAAAGCGACGAUGACGACGAUGAAGAGGACACGAUGAACGGCGAGAUAAAUGACGACGAGAUGGAUUACUUCUCCUGCUUUAUACCGUACAAUCUGGUAACACAGCACAGUAUUCCGGACAAAUCGGUGGCUGACUGUGUCGAGGCGCUGAUCGGGGCGUACCUUAUCGAAUGUGGACCUCGCGGAGCAUUGCUGUUUAUGGCGUGGCUUGGUAUACGGGUCCUUCCGAUCCGGGAACCACCAUCAUCAUCAUCGCCGUCCAAGAAGCUCCUCGACGCUAACACACCGACCAUGCUUUCCCGGUACGGUGCGAUAGAGCAGGAUGCACUACAACACUCCACUGCCACAAUUGCCGAGUACGGGCACUGGGUUGCACCACCUUCGCCGAUGGUGCGAGCUAACAUAACGUUCGGUGGAAUCGUUUCCGGUGCCACUGCAACGGCCCGCGAGCUUGCCCGCCUGCUCGAAGGGUUCGAUGUAUUUGAGCAGGUGCUCGAUUACCGCUUCAAGGACCGAUCCUAUCUGCUGCAAGCCAUGACACACGCUUCCUACAGCCCGAACCGCCUGACGGACUGCUAUCAGCGGUUAGAAUUUCUUGGCGAUGCCAUCCUCGACUACCUCAUCACGCGCCAUCUGUACGAGGAUCGCCGGCAACAUUCGCCCGGUGCACUAACCGACUUACGGUCGGCACUAGUGAAUAAUACGAUUUUUGCCUCGCUUGCCGUACGACACGGGUUUCACAAGUAUUUCCUGCAUUUGUCACCCGGCCUGCAGGAGGUAAUAGAUCGUUUUGUGCGCAUCCAGCAAGAGAACGGUCACCGAAUUACGGAAGAAGAAUACUAUCUCCCGGGGGAGGAUGAUGAACUAGGAGAGUUAGGUGGAAUAACCGCACAGGACGGAAUGGCCGAUGGAAGAGGUAUCGGAGAAGCGGAAGACGUGGAGGUUCCGAAAGCGUUGGGUGAUGUGUUUGAAUCUAUUGCCGGUGCCAUAUUCUUAGAUUCGGAUAUGUCGCUCGAUACCGUGUGGAAGGUUUAUCGCAAGAUGAUGGGUCCGGAAAUAGAGAAAUUUAGCAGCUCGGUACCAAAGUCACCGAUACGCGAGCUGUUGGAGAUGGAACCGGAAACGGCCAAAUUUGGCAAACCGGAGAAGCUAGCGGAUGGACGACGUGUACGGGUAACGGUAGAAGUAUUCGGCAAAGGUACAUUCCGUGGCAUCGGAAGGAACUAUCGCAUCGCCAAAUGUACAGCAGCGAAAUGUGCCCUUCGGCAGCUGAAGAAGCUCAGCAAUGCCAACCACCACCACAAGCGUCGAUAAACGAGAGAUAGCGAGCGCGCAGAUGGCAGCAGCAUAGCAGCAUCUUCUCGCCAUUAUGUUCCUUUUAGUAAAAUUUACAUGAUUUAAGCAAUAGGUGUAAUAAGAAUAAACAUUGUGACCGUUUCUC
Anopheles stephensi (Asian malaria mosquito) is the source of this 7348-nucleotide messenger RNA. RefSeq names its product endoribonuclease Dcr-1 (gene Dcr-1). The record is from RefSeq and is a predicted model, not a curated record. The transcript is spliced from 9 exons. Gene Ontology annotation, cellular component: cytoplasm; RISC complex; nucleus. Gene Ontology annotation, biological process: apoptotic DNA fragmentation; siRNA processing; pre-miRNA processing. The coding region runs from base 250 to 7221 and encodes 2323 amino acids. Gene Ontology annotation, molecular function: protein binding; RNA binding; ribonuclease III activity. NCBI's taxonomy places the organism in Eukaryota, Metazoa, Arthropoda, Insecta, Diptera, Culicidae.